AUGUUUACUUCAUCGACAAGUACUUCGGCUGAUUUAUCACUACCGUUCUAUUCAUCCAUAUCAAACAUAUCUGAACGAAACGUAUUACAUACAUUUGUCUGUUAUAAAUCUGUAAAUUCUAAAAAAUUAACAACAUUACGUUUAUUACUGGUAUUCGUUGCUGUAUUUUCACUGACUACGAUUGGUAAUUGGAUUAAUAAUGAGAAUCAAGAAUUGUUGAUAUACCAAAUUAAUCAUCAUACUGUACCGGGAAAUUAUGUUGACACUGCAUUUGAAAAUGCUGAUCAACAAUAUGGAAAUGUCAGAUGUUUUAUAUUUUUGAGAUCAUUCAAUAUUCUUAUUACAAGAACAACAUUAUCAAAACUUUAUUGA
Messenger RNA from Didymodactylos carnosus, 372 nucleotides. The record is from the annotation of a GenBank genome assembly. NCBI's taxonomy places the organism in Eukaryota, Metazoa, Rotifera, Eurotatoria, Philodinida, Philodinidae.